ACAUAUAACAACGCGCGCCGGCGCACCCUCUCUCUCCGUCGCCGGCCACCCUUUCUCUCGCUUGAAGGGUCCAUGGACGCGGCGGCUCCUCUCCCUCCUCCUCCUCCGGCCCCCGGCGGCGCCGCCGCCGCGGCGGUGGCCGGGGGGCCCGAGCUCCUCCCGGGGGGCGGCAAGUUGGGCCGCCAGGAUUCGGGGGCGGCGCUCCUCGGGAAGUACCAGAUGGGGCAGCUCCUCGGCCGGGGCAGCUUCGCGAAGGUGUACCGGGCCUCGUCGCUCGCCGACGGCUCCCCGGUGGCCAUCAAGAUCAUCGACAAGACGAAGCCCGUGACGUCCGCCAUGGAGCCGCAGAUACUCCGGGAGGUGGCGGCGAUGCGGCGGCUCCAGUGCCACCCCAACAUUCUCAAGAUCCACGAGGUGAUGGCCACUCGGACCAAGAUCUACCUCGUCAUUGAGCUCGCCGGCGGCGGCGAGCUCUUCUCCAAGAUCGUCCGCCGCGGCCGCCUGACCGAGCCCGCGGCCCGGCGCUACUUCCAGCAGCUCGUCUCUGCCCUCCGCUUCUGCCACCAGAGCGGCGUCGUCCACCGCGACAUCAAGCCACAGAACCUGCUCCUAGACGCUGCCGGCGCGCUCAAGGUCUCUGACUUCGGCCUCUCGGCACUUCCUGAGCAGCUCCGGGACGGGCUCCUCCACACGGCCUGCGGGACCCCGGCCUACACCGCCCCGGAGGUGGUCUGCCGCCGCGGCUACGAUGGCUCCAAGGCCGACGCCUGGUCCUGCGGCGUCAUCCUCUUCGUCCUCCUCGCCGGUUUCAUGCCGUUCGACGACCACAACCUCGUCGCCAUGUACAAGAAAAUCCACACGAGGGACUACAGUUUUCCAGAUUGGAUCUCCAAGCCCGCGAGAUACAUAAUCUACCAGCUUCUUGAUCCGAACCCCAAUUCAAGAAUGAGCCUUGAGACUCUCAUGAAUGCUUCCUGGUUCAAGAAAUCCUCGAAUCCGAAGCCUCGGUCCCAUCAAGCCCCGAUCGCCGAACCCGAUAUGCAAGUUUCUAAACACCAUGCGGUCGGGACGAUGAAUGCCUUCGACAUAAUCUCGCUGUCCUCGGGGCUGGACCUGUCGGGGCUGUUCGAGGCGACGGGUGGUACGAAGGGGAAGCGAUUCACGUCGAGGGCGUCGGUGGAGGCGAUAGCGGAGAAGGUCCAGGACGUCGGGAGCAAAUUAGGGUUUAGCGUGGAGACGAGGAAGGGGGGGAGCAUAGGAUUGGGGAAGGGGGUCGGGUCGGUUCUGGCGGUGGAGGUGUCGGAGAUUGCGGAGUCGCUGUUGAUGGUGGAGGUCAGGGCGGUCGGGUAUGGCGGAGCGAGCCUUGAGGAGGUUCAGUGGGGCGAUUGGAAGUCGGGGCUCGAGGAGAUUGUGCAGUCGUGGCAGCACGAAGCAAUGUGAAGGGCGGUGAGAGAGGCCGGGUUUUCGAUUUUUGACAAUGAAUUUCAUGUCGACGCGGAUGAAAGUUCCUGGAACGAUGAGAAGUGAUGAAUAUAUUUAGGAAAAAAUUUUGUGGGUGGGAGGGACUAAUCUUGAGGAAAGAGGAGGGGGGGGGGUUUAAUUUUGUAUAUAUGGUGGUAACAAUUUGUUCGUAGCGUUCAUGAUUAAAGAUUUUUGCUAUAAAUUUAAAUCUUGUAGUGUGAAGACCAUAUCCCAGAUCCAUAAUUUGCUGAUAGUAAAAUCCUUAGUAUCCGAGGAGCAA
Messenger RNA from Syzygium oleosum, 1741 nucleotides. Its product is annotated as CBL-interacting serine/threonine-protein kinase 4-like. Gene Ontology annotation, molecular function: protein kinase activity; ATP binding. The transcript has a single exon. The coding region runs from base 73 to 1440 and encodes 455 amino acids. The record is from RefSeq and is a predicted model, not a curated record. Gene Ontology annotation, biological process: protein phosphorylation; signal transduction. NCBI's taxonomy places the organism in Eukaryota, Viridiplantae, Streptophyta, Magnoliopsida, Myrtales, Myrtaceae.